AUGGCGGUCACAUCUAAACUGCUACAAAAGCCCUUGCAGUGCACAGCAUCUGCACUGCACCGGAAUAGGGGUGGUAAAUUUGAUCAUGCUGACCGUCUUUUUCAAAGCAUUGAGAGCACCUACAGAAAUUGCCUUACAAAUACUAGUGACGUGAAGGAGUUAAUACCUGAGUUUUUUUACAUGCCCGAGUUUCUUGUCAACUCAAACUCUUAUCAUCUAGGAGUUAAACAGGAUGGUGAACCUAUUGGGGAUGUUGGCCUGCCUCCCUGGGCUAAGGGUUCACCUGAAGAGUUCAUUAGGAGAAACCGGGAGGCCCUUGAAAGUGAAUAUGUUAGCUCAAAUCUUCAUCACUGGAUAGAUUUGGUAUUUGGUUACAAGCAACGUGGAAAACCUGCUGUAGAGGCAGCGAACAUCUUCUACUAUUUGACUUAUGAAGGUGCUGUUGAUCUGGAAACAAUGGAAGAUGAUUUACAAAGAGCAGCUAUUGAAGACCAGAUAGCCAACUUUGGUCAGACUCCAAUUCAGAUAUUUCGUAAGAAGCACCCAAGAAGAGGGCCGCCUAUUCCAAUUGCACAUCCUCUAUACUUUGCUCCUGAUUCAAUCAGUUUGACUUCCAUUGUUUGUAAUGCAAGUCAAUAUUCAUCUGCUAUACUGUAUGUUGGUCUGAUGGACUCAAAUAUUGUCCUUGUGAACGAGGGUCUCAACUUGUCUGUUAAGAUGUGGUUGACAACUCAACUACAGUCUGGUGGAAAUUUUACAUUUUCUGGUUCCCAGGAUCCAUUCUUUGGAGUUGGAUCUGACAUACUUUCUCCACGCAAAAUUGGGAUUCCUGUGCCUGAAAAUGUUGAACUUGGAGCUCAAUGUUUUGCAACAAUGCAGACACCCUCUGAGAAUUUCUUAAUAUCAUGUGGCAACUGGGAAAACAGUUUUCAGGUCAUAUCAUUAACUGAUGGCAGAAUGGUACAAAGUAUCCGACAGCACAAGGAUGUGGUGAGCUGUGUUGCAGUUACAUCUGAUGGAAGUGUCCUUGCGACUGGAAGUUAUGAUACGACAGUAAUGGUUUGGGAAGUUUUUCGUGGUAAAACCACAGAGAAGAGAAAUCGAAACAGUCAAUCUGAGUUACCCCGCAAGAAUUAUGUCAUAGUUGAAACUCCAUGCCACAUCCUUUGUGGACAUGAUGAUAUAAUAACUUGCUUACAUGUCAAUCAUGAACUUGAUAUUAUAAUUAGUGGAUCAAAAGAUGGCACUUGUGUAUUCCACACCCUGCGAGAAGGUAGAUAUGUUAGAUCCUUGCGCCAUCCAUCAGGCAGUCCAAUAACUAAGCUAGUUGUCUCUCAACGGGGCCAGAUUGUGAUUUAUGCUGACGAUGAUCUUAGUUUGCACCUGUAUUCAAUCAAUGGAAAAUAUCUUGCUUCCUCUGAAUCUAAUGGACGCCUUAAUGCAGUUCAACUGAGCAGAUGUGGUGAGUUUUUGGUAGGUUCAGGUGACCAGGGGCAAAUUGUUGUUCGCUCUAUGAGCACCCUUGAAGUUGUUAAGAAAUAUCAAGGAGUUGGAAAGGUUAUGACAUCUCUGGCAGUAACCCCAGAAGAAUGCUUCUUAGCUGGCACAAAAGAUGGAAGCCUCCUAGUGUAUUCGAUUGAAAAUCCUCAGAUUCGUAAAACUAGCCAUAACAAGAAUAUAAAACCAAAACUGAAUUAA
Sphenostylis stenocarpa is the source of this 1698-nucleotide messenger RNA. The record is from the annotation of a GenBank genome assembly. Lineage: Eukaryota; Viridiplantae; Streptophyta; Magnoliopsida; Fabales; Fabaceae.